This is a messenger RNA of Zingiber officinale, 705 nucleotides long. RefSeq lists its product as uncharacterized. Bases 1 to 705 code for a protein of 234 amino acids. The record is from RefSeq and is a predicted model, not a curated record. NCBI's taxonomy places the organism in Eukaryota, Viridiplantae, Streptophyta, Magnoliopsida, Zingiberales, Zingiberaceae. The transcript has a single exon.
AUGGAUAAAAAUUCUGGUCAUUAUUUUAGGGAUUUGUUCAACUCUCCAAAUAUCGACGAAAAUUCUAGUGAGGAAAGUUCUCGAGUCCGUCCUAAUUUCUUCAAUUCUCAAUUUUCAUUUCUCACUCAACAUCCACCAAAUUUCCAACCUUUUCCAUACCCACCACUAUAUUACCAUAAUUUCCAAAGUUAUCCAAAUUCUUUGAGUGGCGACCCUCAAGCUCCGUUUUAUACAUAUCCUCCAGAAUAUUGCCAAAGUAGUCAGUAUUUCAUGCAAGCCCCAUCUCAUGGAAAUAAUCAGCUUCAAUCACUAGAGAUUCAAUCAAAUGAAUCGAGAAGAGCUAGUGUUGAUGCAGCUGACAAUGAUAAAGGUACACCUUAUGCAGUUCCCGAUUCACAAUUUCCUCUAUUCUCAUCUGAAAUAGGGUCCGACGAUAUUAUUCUAAAUCAAGCACCAGAGAUGGGCAACGAAUCAGAUGAAGAUCAUAGCAAGCGAACAGUAUGGACAGUAGCAGAUGAUAAGCUCCUUGCAGCGACCUACACAAUUAUGAGUGAAGAUUCAGUGGUUGGUAAUGCCCAGAAGAGUGAGUCAUUUUGGAAACGAGUUGUGGCAUACUUCAAUACCAAUCGAGCUAAGGGAGCUAAAAAGAGAACUGCGGAGAAAGCAAAAUCACAUUGGGCUUCAUUGAAAAAAGAUCGUAAAUAA